AUGCUCGCCGAAGUUCUCUUAGUCCUGUCAGGCCACCCAUCUUCCUUCUUUGUUUCCCACCCCUCGAGUUCCUCAUCCAUACGCUCCCUCACAGUCUCACCGAAGCUUGAAGAAUACCUUCAUCCAGGCGAGGUAUCUGUCCUGAAUGCUUUGGCCGACUUGGCGCGCCAGAGCUACAACGUGCGAUUAUGGGCGCACAGUAUUCAAAGACGGGGUAGAGCAGCAAUGCUUAAUAUCUCCGCGAAGGGGAAGCAGAAAGAACAUGUUGAAUCAGUUCCUAAUCAAUACCUGUCAACAUUGGCCAGUUCAAUCUUGGAUGUCCUGACGGAAUGGGAUGCCUUGAUCGUGGAGCUGGAGAGCCGUAUCCUAUCACUCGACCCUGAAGUGGUACAAGAUCAAGCUGGACACGUGCCUCUGUCCGUCUUGCUGGCCAUGGUCUCACCAUGGCAGGCCCCACUCGGCGAGCUCUCAGGGCUGAUCAAAACUGUGGACUCGACCAGGAACAUCACGCCUGGCCAACUGUUACAGCUCGUGGAGGAUCGCUCACAGACUGGGAACCCGAGGAUCCGCAAGAUCCUCACCACGUUAUCCGGAGCUCUCAUCAGGUUGUUCCUCGCGCAUCUGUGCGCCUUUAUUCUGGAUGGUCUGACAUCAACGGAGUCCAACCCAGUAUUGCCAUCGCUUGGCUUGGACAGAGGUCCAGAUCCUCUCUCUCCAAAACAUAGACUGUACGCGCUUAAUGGAGAGCUAUGUCCGCCAAGCUUGUCCGGAUCGACUAAGGAGAGUAUACUGUACAUCGGCAGAGUGACGGCCACUCUGCGAUCCAAGAAUACGGCGUUGCCGAAAGGGACGACAAAGGAUCUCCGAGAAGUCAUCAUGUCGGUCAAAUCGUUGGAAGACGGGUCUUUGGACAAGGAGAUCAGCCGUACGCGAUCUGAAGUCGGCGAAUGGCUGUGGAGGAAUGUACUCACUGGAGGUCAGGUUGUUCAGGCUUUGAGGUAUUUUGGUGACUACUUCCUGACAAGAAAUGCCGAGCUAGCCACUGGAACGAUACGGGAAAUACAUGCCUUGCGACUCGACAAGCUCAUUACCGCCGACCCGCAUUCUUCCUCCUCAGUCAUCAGGGAACAGGACCUGCGCCAUGCUUUGCUCAAAGCCAGUGUUGGGACAUCGGCAGAGAACGACAAAGCGUUGGACAAUGUCAGAUUCAGAUUGGAACGUGGGCCUAUCCGACCGCUUCUGACCCAUUUGUCACCUGUAAAGAUGCGUAAAGUGGACGCAAACAGAAAAGACCCAGAUUCUCAAAAGCUUUACGAUGACGAAGAUUCAACCAACGACCUAUUUUCCUCAUUCUUGCUUGGCUCACCGCUCACUCUCGAAGCCUCGAUCAGUUGGCCAUUGGACCUGUUCAUGACUCCCAAAGCUCGCGAGACAUAUACGGACAUACAUUCUUACCUCUUCGCUCUUCGAGAUGCACAUCUACGAAUCUCCGAUUGCUGGAAAUCUCUCUCUGCCGCACAACGACGCCGAAGGAAAUGGACCUCUACGACUGAAGGGGGCACUCGAUCAGAAGUCAGGGCUCGGCUGGAACUCGCGCGCGCCGCAUGGGGCACAGUUCGAAUCAUGCUAUUCUUCCUGGAUCAAUUAAUUGGGCACUUCAUGACUGACAUCAUCGAGGUCCAGCACCAGCACUUGUUGGAUGAGCUAGAGUCUAUGACAAAUGGCCAUCAAUCUAUGUCAAGGGCAGUAUCCACGAGGGGCUCGAUGAGGGCAUCGCGUUCUGUCAGGUCAAUUAGCGGGAGCAUUGCCGGUUCCACAAUCGAUCACGAUACCGUCUGGAACAAGAAAACGCUUACACAGGGCAAUACCACAGAGCACCUUGAUUUUAUCACAUUGCGCGCUAUGCAUUCUCGCCACCUCUUCUUUCUCCGCCAAGGGUUACUACUCGCGGACCGCAGCAUAGCAGUAGUUACUCGGGACAUUUUGGAGAUUUGCAUUCGGUUCACUGGUCUUGUGGAGCGAUGGGAAGGAGACGUGGUCCCAGAACUGCUUCUUGAGGGAUCGGACGGGGAGCAAGUCGGUCAAUUGGUAGCGGAGAGAUCAGAAGCCAUUGCAGAAGUCAACGGUGAACUUCGAGACCAGAUCCUCACCUUAUUUCACGCCCUCUUGUUGACGCAGAACCCGAACCCCACCAACGCCAACGGAGAAGUCUCCACCAUCACUGCCGGGGCGUCAAUGUCCCGCACGGCCAGAGCUGCGCAGAUCAUCCAGUCUUCCAGAAUGCUCGUCUCACGACAGAUGAGCUUCAGCAAAAACGCCAACGGGCUAAAGGCAGGAGCGAAGGCACAGGCUUCAGACCGGUCGUCACGGAGCGCCGAAGCCGAAGCCCUCAUGGCUCGACACAUAGAGCAGUGUAAGCAAUACUUUGGCUCGUCCCUUCUCCCCAUACACUGA
Messenger RNA from Kockovaella imperatae, 2454 nucleotides. RefSeq names its product Spc98 family-domain-containing protein. Gene Ontology annotation, molecular function: gamma-tubulin binding; microtubule minus-end binding. Gene Ontology annotation, biological process: spindle assembly; mitotic cell cycle; cytoplasmic microtubule organization. NCBI's taxonomy places the organism in Eukaryota, Fungi, Basidiomycota, Tremellomycetes, Tremellales, Cuniculitremaceae. The transcript is spliced from 5 exons. The record is from RefSeq and is a predicted model, not a curated record. Bases 1 to 2454 code for a protein of 817 amino acids. Gene Ontology annotation, cellular component: equatorial microtubule organizing center; gamma-tubulin complex; spindle pole.